AUGUCCGUUUCAUUUUUCCUUUAGCGUCUGUUUGGGCGAAUCGUUUCCGGUUCAAGGGUUCUCAACGUGGUUCUUGAUGUUUUCCAGCGUGUGGAGUUAAAAGUAAAGAAAGUUUGGCGAUCGCGAAGGAAAAACAACGGUAAAGAUGGGUGAGUUCAAGGUACACCGUGUUCGGUUCUUCGACUACAUGCCCGCUGCUAUCCGAGCCAUGGCGUUUAACAGCCGGACUGAGCGGCUGGCUCUGGCCCGGGCUGAUGGAGCUCUGGAGAUCUUCAACUUCUCUGACAACUACUUCCAAGAAAAGAUGAUCCCAGGACGGGACGGCAGGACUGUUGAGGCUCUGUGUUGGGUGGGCCCGCGUCUGUUCAGUGCUGGCUUAAAUGGAGAGAUCACAGAAUAUGACCUGGAGAACCUGAGGCCCAGGUAUACAGUGGAGGCCUAUGGAGGACCAAUCUGGACCAUCAGCAGCAACAGCCAGGGAACACUGCUCGCGGUCGGUUGUGAGGAUGGGACAGUAAAGAUGUUUGAAAUAUUGGAGCAGGGAAUCCAAUUUCAGAGAAACCUCGACAGGCAGAAAGGUCGUAUUAUAUCUCUCUCCUGGCAUCCCUCCGGUAAACUGAUUGCUGCCGGCAUGAUGGACAUGAUCAGAAUCUUUGACGCAGAGACAGGCCAAGCCACACACAGACUGCUGGUGGAGAGAGGUAUGGGAGCAUCCAAAAGCAGAGAGGUGGUCGUUUGGAGCAUCGCCUUCCUGUCCGAUCACACCAUCGUUAGCGGAGACUCUGGAGGAAAGGUCCAGAUCUGGGACGGAAUCACAGGAACCCUGGUCAGAACUCACCUGGUCACCAAGUGGGAUGUUAUGGCUCUCGCUGUUUCACAGGAUGAGAGCAGUCUGGUGGCUGGGACGUCUGAGGGCACGGUCAUCCAGUUCCAGUUCCUCUCUAAUACUGUUGACCAGCAAGAGAAGGAAUGGGUCCGAACCAGGACCUUUAAAAACCACUCGCAUGAUGUGAGGGCGCUUGUCCACACUGAAACUGCUGUGGUUUCUGGAGGUAUGGACACCCAGCUUGUAGUGCGACCCCUUUUGGACAAGGUGGAGAAGAACACCCAGGAGUCUGCACUGCGCAAAAUGGCUUUUCCACAUAGAAACCUGGUUUCAUGUGCAAAGAAAGCCGGACUGCUGCUCUUCCAGUUCCCUAAUCAUUUAGAGCUGUGGAGGCUAGGAGAGGGCGAGGGACAUGGGAAGCCUGGUGACCGUCUGCCUGUGAAGAGAAAACCAGAGAAACUGAUCCAGCUGAAGAGGAAGGGAGAGGAUCAUAUCUGCUGCAGUGCUUUGUCUCCAUGUGGAGGCUGGCUGGCAUACUCCACGGUCAACAGUUUCCGUAUUUACAGAUUACAGAACAACAACAUCAGCAUCACCAAGGUGCCCAAACUACCUAAGGACUUCCGCUCGGCCCACCAGCUCUGCUUCUCCUCUGAUUCCUCCAAGCUUUUUGCUUCCUCCAGCCAUUCUUCAGUCAUUGUUGUGGCCCUCAACCAGCCAGAGUGCAAAUACCUUCAUACCCUGAAACCCAAGUCAGUCUCCAGACAGCCAGUCCACCUGCUGUUUGCCAGUGACGAUGGCAAAUGGCUCGCUACAGCAAACACAGACUGCGAGAUUCACGUCUACAGUCUUGACAAUCUAAAGCUUCAUUGUACAGUUCCAGUGUACGGCUCAUGUCCCACUGCCAUUGCCAUCCACCCAACCACCAGCAACCUUGUUGUGGUGCACGCUGACCAGCAGAUCUUUGAGUACUCUCUGGUGCAGAAGGAGUACACGGAGUGGAGCCGGAGGCUGCAGAAACAAGGGCUGCACUCUCUGUGGUUGGAGAGAGACACACCCAUCACCCAUGUCACCUUCAAUCCAAAAAAUCCAUCUCACAUCCUUCUGCACGACAUGUUCAUGUUCUGCAUCAUCGACCAGAGUCUGCCCCUCCCUGAAGCAAAGAGUCUGUUCUACAAUCAGAUGACUCUGAGGAGUCUUCCUGAGCCAGAGAGGAUCACACACAGCCACGCCUUUAAGAUAUGCAAGAAUUUCAAGCACCUCAUGUGUGUGAGUUUAUUGGGGGACCAGUCUCUGGUUGUGGUGGAGCGCCCCCUGAUGGACAUCAUGUCUCAGUUGCCUGCACCUGUACGCCAGAAGAAGUUUGCUACAUAAAUGAAGAGAAGGUGUCUCAGCCAGAUGUUUAUGGAUCGUUACCCUGCUGUAACUCUCACAUCUUAAAUCUUAAAGUGUUAAUGUGUUACCUCUUUGUAAAAAAAAUGCUUUGAUAAAGUAAUAAAUAGAACAAUUUACUGCUAAUGUU
Molecule: messenger RNA, 2345 nt
Organism: Centropristis striata (black sea bass)
Lineage: Eukaryota; Metazoa; Chordata; Actinopteri; Perciformes; Serranidae
Gene: utp4
Product: UTP4 small subunit processome component
Exons: 17
Coding region: 146-2197 (683 amino acids)
Biological process (GO): maturation of SSU-rRNA from tricistronic rRNA transcript (SSU-rRNA, 5.8S rRNA, LSU-rRNA)
Cellular component (GO): t-UTP complex; small-subunit processome; 90S preribosome
Molecular function (GO): RNA binding; protein binding
Source: RefSeq, a predicted model, not a curated record